Molecule: messenger RNA, 13110 nt
Organism: Gracilinanus agilis (Agile Gracile Mouse Opossum)
Lineage: Eukaryota; Metazoa; Chordata; Mammalia; Didelphimorphia; Didelphidae
Product: pneumococcal serine-rich repeat protein-like
Exons: 4
Coding region: 1-13110 (4369 amino acids)
Biological process (GO): spermatogenesis
Cellular component (GO): mitochondrial inner membrane; motile cilium
Molecular function (GO): calcium ion binding
Source: RefSeq, a predicted model, not a curated record
AUGGCUGGCACUGUGACCUCACUCUCGACCACUGUGGCCCCAGUGACAGGGACCACUGUAAAAACAGUAGCUGCUACCAGCACUCCAGGGAACGCUGUAACAUCACAGGGCACUCUCACAACUCUUGAACCAGAAGAGACUACCGAGGUGGAUGAGGUCACUACCAAUCAUAGUACAGAAGAUACCACCUCAUCUGAAACUGAAGAGCCAACUUCACCAGAAGUCACAGCCCCGGAGACUGAUAACACAACACCCAAGCUGGUGACUUCAACCACAGUGGAUAAGCCUACCUCCCCCACUUUGGAAACUACUACCGCUACAGGAGCCACCAGCACCACUCUGAGAACCACCACUACCUCAGGGACUAUCACUGCUGCGGCUGUAGGAGUCACCACCACUGCCACUACAGGAGCCACCACCACUGCCACUACAGGAGCCACCACCACUGCCACUACAGCAGCCACCACCACUGCCACUGCCACGUCUUCAGUCACUGAAGCCAUAACAUCUGAAGCUUCAACUGCAGAGUUUGAGGUCACUACUGAAUCAGCUACGGACAGUUCUGCCCUCCCUACAACAGAUGAAUCAUCCUCACCAGAGGAUGAAGUCACCAGUUCAACUGUUGACAACUCAACCCCUGAGCCAGAUUCCUUAGACCCAACAGAUAAAUCCACCACUGGGGCUGUAGGAGCUUCCACCACCACUGGGGGAACCACCAUCUCUACUCUAGGAUCUACCACAGGGACCACCACUACUACUCUGGGGACCACCACUACUGUUCCAGGGACUACUACCACCUCUCCAGGGACCACUACCACUGCAACCACAGGAGCCACCACCAUAUCUCUACAAGCUGCCACUACCACUGCAGGGGCCACCACUGCCUCUGUUGCCACAUCUUCAGCCACUCAGGCCACAACAUCUGCUGCUGCUGCCACAACCCAAAUAGCUUCAACCUCUAUUACUGAAGCUAGUACACUGACCACUGAGGAUAACACCAUUACAGAAUCUCCUGAAGCAACAACUGCUAUGGAUGAGGUCACUACUGAACCAGCUGAAGAGGAUACCACUUUCCUUGCAACAGAUGAAAUAACUUCACCAGAGCCUGAAGUUACCACCUCACUUGUUGAUGACUCAACUCCAGCAGAUGACUCUACCACUGAAGCUGUGGGAGCCACCACCACUGACACUACAGCAGCCACCACCACUGCCACUACAGCAGUCACCAUCACUGCCACUACAGCAUCCACCACCACUGCUCUGGGGACUACCACCACUGCCACUACAGGAGCCACCACCACUGCCACUACAGCAUCCACCACCACUGCUCCAGGGACUACCACCACUGCUACUACAGCAGCCACCACCACUGCCACUACAGCAGCCACCACCACUGCUCUGGGGACUACCACCACUGCCACUACAGGAGCUACCACCACUGCCACUACAGCAGCCACCACUACUGCCACUACAGGAGCCACCACCACUGCUCCAGAGACUACCACCACUGCCACUACAGGAGCCACCACCACUGCUCCAGGGACCACCACCACUGUCACUACAGGAGCCACCACCACUGCCACUACAGAAGCCACCACCACUGCUCCAGAGACUACCACCACUGCCACUACAGCAGCCACCACCACUGCUCCAGAGACUACCACCACUGCCACUACAGCAGCCACCACCACUGCUACUACAGAAGCCACCACCACUGCUCCAGAGACUACCACCACUGCCACUACAGAAGCUACCACCACUGCUCCAGAGACUACCACCACUGCCACUACAGGAGCCACCACCACUGCCACUACAGAAGCCACCACCACUGCUCUAGAGACUACCACCACUGCCACUACAGAAGCUACCACCACUGCUCCAGAGACUACCACCACUGCCACUACAGAAGCUACCACCACUGCUCCAGAGACUACCACCACUGCCACUACAGAAGCUACCACCACUGCUCCAGAGACUACCACCACUGCCACUACAGAAGCUACCACCACUGCUCCAGAGACUACCACCACUGCCACUACAGGAGCCACCACCACUGCCACUACAGAAGCCACCACCACUGCUCCAGAGACUACCACCACUGCCACUACAGAAGCCACCACCACUGCUCCAGAGACUACCACCACUGCCACUACAGGAGCCACCACCACUGCCACUACAGAAGCCACCACCACUGCUCCAGGGACUACCACCACUGCCACUACUGGAGCUACCACCACUGGCACUACAGAAGCUACCACCACAGUUCCAGACACCACCACUGCCUCUCUUGCCACAUCUUCAGCCACUCAGGCCACAACAUCUGCUGCUGCUGCCACAACCCCAAUAGCUUCAACCUCAAUCACUGAAGCCAGUACACUGACCACUGAGGAUAACACCAUUACAGAAUCUCCUGAAGCAACAACUGCUGUGGAUGAGGUCACUACUGAACCAGCUGGAGAAGAUACCACUCUCCUUACAACAGAGCCUGAUAUCACCACCUCAGAUGUUGUUGUCUCCACCCUAGAAGAGUCUACGUCCUCUCCUGCUGCUAUCACCACUUCUGCCACAGGAACCACAGCCACUCCAGAAGCUGCUGCUACCACUGCAACUGAGACCACAAGUGCUGUCUCUGAUACCACUAGCCUAUCAUCAGACUCUACAACGAUAGCUUCUGAGAUCACCAGCACAGAAGUGGACACCACAACUUCUGUUGUGGAUACUACCAAUACAGAGGAGACAACUUCAAACACAGAGGCCACCUCCCCAGAUGUCACCACUGAAAGUCCGACCACUGCAGAGAGUGAAACUGCCACUGCCGAUUCUGGUAUCAACACUGAUUCUGACCCUUCUGUCUCCUCCUCAGUGAAGAGCAGCAGUGAAACUCCUAGACUGAGAAGCUCUGAGGAGGGAGCUAUCACCAAUGCAGGUGCUUUUACGGUACUUGGGGGAAAUGAGGUCACUCGUGCAGAAGGGACCCCAGCAUGGGCUGAUGCCGCUCGGGGGGAUACGAAAGGCAAUGCCAUGGCACGUCCUGCUACUGCUUAUUUCCCAAACCCCGAGAACUUGGCUGAUGACUUCUCAGAAGAUUCUACUUUGACAGACGUCAGUAACUUCUCGGACACCGGCACAUAUGAGGAAGAAAGAGAGGGAGACAGCUUGGUGUUAGCUAAAGCUGCUUCCGGUGAGGUAGAAGAUAAUACGAUAAUAAUAGACAGCACAGAUCUCCUGGAGGAAGACGAUGCAGCCUUCAUGAAUGCCCUAGAACUAAUGAAGGAAGGUGAUAUUAUUGUGAUUGAUGGCCCAGAGUGGGAGGAAGACUACCUAGCAGAGGACCCUGUUGUCCCAAGGGAAGAUGGUAUAGAUUAUGCUCUUCUGAAGAUGGGCAAGACUUUUGCAGAUAGAGACACUGCUUUUGAGGAUGGUGUAAUUAUGUCUGCCAAAGCGGACACAGUAAUGAAGGCUGACAAAGUUAUUCUGGCAGAAGAAAACAUCCCAAAUGAUACCAACGUAAUAACCUUUACUUGGGAUGACAAUGACCUUAAAGCUGCCAAAGCAUAUGUACUGCCCUUAAUACCCAAUAGCAUCAACUCUGCUAUGAAUCCCACCAGCCUUGAAGAUGAAGCAAUUUCUGUUGCAAAGGGUACUCCAUCCUUUUCUAAUAAUAAACUUUCCCUUUGGCUGAGGACUCCAACCCAAGCAGCUCAUUUUAAAGCUCAAGAAGAUGAAGACACCAGCACUGUGGGGAAAAUAAACAACUCACAGAAGGGCACUCACACAGCGACUCCUGCCAUGGACCCUGUCCCUGUUGGUUUCAGGGAUGAUGCCGCUGAGUUUGUCACAAGCUCGAUUACAACAUCUGCCCUGCCAUUUCCAAAAGUAGCCAUUCCCAUGGAGGCUGAGGUGCCCGUUCUUUCAACGGAGAACAUCAAGGCCCACAAAGUACAUGACACCCUGACUCCUGCAGACAUCACUGCGCUCACAUAUAGUCCAAAUGGAUUUGAAGGCCCUGCUACGAAUUCUCCAUCUAGGAUCAUUACUAUUCCAAGUGAUAUAAGGCUUAGGGAAAACCACCAGACCAUUUUUUUUGGAGAAGAUGAUUCUGACACCGAAGCUGGCAAAACAGAUCUCCCAGAAGAUCCUGCCCACUGGAAGGAUGUGAAUCCUCGAACCGCAGAUGAUUCUGGCUUUACUGGAACUCCAGGUUUUACUCCAGCUCUAGAAAUGGUAGCCAAAGCUACCAAUGAUGUGCACUUCCUUCCAGAAAUUUCUAAUCAAAGAGUGAAAAAAACCCUUCCCUCUUCUGUUCCAGAUGCUCUGCUCAAUAUGGCAGAUACAAAGCCAUAUGCUAUGAAUAGCACUGACUCCAACAGGAAAGACAAGUCGCCCUGGGCUAAGAACAAAGACACAGCAGCUACUUACGAUCCUGCUGAACUGCAAGCAGCUGCUACAACGCCAGCAGUUGACCCCAGAACCCAAGCAGAUGGAACCAGAAGUGUUGGGCCUGAACUGAAACACUCUCAGUUUGGGACGGAUGCUAUGACUCCCUUUGCCAGUUCUGUGACUGAUGGCCUUCCGUAUGAGAGGGAAAAAGUCCCAACUGAGCCCAGGGCAACAGGAGCCACCACACAAGACACCAAAGCCACGUCCACUGUGGUUAAUGGCGCCAUCUUCCCCGAUAAAGACAAUAAUGCUGAAGGUGAUUUUAUCAUUGAUGGAGAAGGCACUGCUCUGUCCACAGGGGAUACCCCGCUAUGGAUAUCUGAAACUCUCUCUCCAUUGCCAGAUGUCACAGCUGAGGAAGCCCAACUAUCUGCCUUUGUGCAAGACUCCCUGCCUGAAGUUUCAAUGUUAGUAGCAUCAGAGGAACCGCAACUUGCGGUGGAAAAUACUGAGACCAUAAAUGAGGCUGCUGACCCCAGCGGGCAAAUCUCUGAAUAUCAGAAGAAUCGCUGGGCCCGCUCACCGGAGUCUAUACUUCUUACAGCUGACUCCCCACCUUAUGGCUUUUCUCCCACCAAGUCUGAACAUUCUUCCCCUAAGACAGUCUCUGCUUUCUCUCUGCCUGGGAAAGAGGCUCCAGCUAGCAUUUAUGGUCCCAGAGACAACUCCGAAAGGGUAGUCCGUGAAAGCACGCCUACAGAAGAGUCUUCUCACACAGGUGUGGCCGGGAUAGCAAAGGAAGAGCCUGCAAUUCAAAGUGAGGGAAACCCUCCACGUGGUACAGCCUCUAAUGACUUUGUGUCAGGCGAUAACGUCCCUAGAACUGGUAUGAGUGCCCCAAAUUCUAAAACAGUGACCGCCGGAAUCCUGAUGAAAGCAAUGCCUGGUGACGGAGAAAUGGCUUAUGCGAGGAAAAAAAGUGGAGACGCUAAAGAGGGAUCCUACCUACCUGUCAGGAGGGACUCGGGAAACACAAAGAAUCAUGACCCCGGCACUGGCUAUGCCCUUCCCUGGGGAGGCACAGACCCCUUUAACACGGAUAGUUCCCGCGUCAUCAGCACCACACCCAGGCAUGAAACACCUGCCUCUUCCAAGAAUGCCCCAAGAUCUAUGGCUCAUACGUUAGGAGGCUCCACCACAACCAUUGCUACUGGCAGCAAAAGCCAAGCAGAAGAACCUGGAGCAGCAGAUAUGGAAAUAGCCAGCCCCCAAAACAACAUGCUUCCGGUGACUUCCACCAGAAUUCCAGCAGCAGAGGGCAUUUCCUCUGUGAAAGAUGGUACAGAAAUUCCCACAGAUUGGACGGGAGUAGGUACUGUCCCCCGUGCAGCCAGGGCCUUUUCUCACAACACUGAAGCAGGAGAUAACCGGGCCAUUUCUGAAGGGAUCCCUUCUCUGUCCACAGGAUAUGGUAGUCAACCAUCAGCCAGUCACUUCCCCCUGAUAUCUGAUAAACUUCGCACAGUUCACCAUGCAAAAGAGGCUUCGGAAGGUGAUGUCAUUAGACUAGCCCCCCAAAGGAGGAAGAUAACUGCUGCAAAUCCAUCUACCACCAACAACCCCGAUAGCCCAAGCACCUCCACCGGAGCCGUGGCCAUCGCCUUUCCAAAUACCGACGCCACAGUUCAUGUCGUUGGGCCCAAAUAUGAAAUACUUAGAAAGGAAGACCCAGGAUUUGAACCUAAACUGACUCAUCAACCCGGGGUUGACCGCCCAACAAAGGAAGAUGAUGAGGGCACCCUCGAGGUAGUAGAUAUUAACCCCUCUCUCUCACGUGAUACCAUCCUGCAAGGUGACAAUCUCGCACCUCAGGAUUAUCUGACUGAUUCUGAAGAAGACUCAAACUUUGCACUUGAGCCAAAUGGAUUUCUGGCCCAUCAGGGAUAUUCCUGGGCUGAGGGAACAAAGUCUCUACCUGAAACAGCUGCUUCUGAGUUUGAAGAAAUUGUGGUUUUAGAAAAGGAUGGUCUGGCUGACCCUGAUACUGCCUUCGUUCUUCCUGAUAUUUCUUAUGAUCACAAUGCUCCAGAGAGAGCCAAGGCCCUCGUGGCAAGUAGCAGGGACCCUGCAUUGGCUUCUGCCAGAAAAGAAACUUCUGCCUUAAAAGAGAGAGACUCUUUUGAUGACCAAAUUUCCCAUAGAGAAGACCUCAGUGAAGUUUCUGGGACUGAGAGAAACAAGAUGCGAGAAGCAGCUCCUACUCCUGGGACUUUCUUUGCCUCUCCCGAAGCUGCCCACUCCAAUGAGGAGGCAAACACUGAGCCCUCGAUUAAAGUGGCAGGUACGAGGGACUUUCUGCCUACAAAGAGAAGCAUGCCAACUGCGUCCAAGACCACUGUUCUUCACGCCAGAUACGGUAACCCUGAAAAUGACUCCCCUGCUUCUGGGGCAGAUUCCACCCUGGUGUCCAUAGGUGACCCUGCUUUGCUAACACAUGUUCCUUUGAUCCUUAACUCUGAUGCCCUUGCUGGUAGGACCCAAGAAACUCUCCCUUUGAAGGAAACCUCAUUGGAUGAUGCCAACAGAACCGUGUUAGAGGCAUCAGGGCCUGCUGUUUCGAAAAAGCCUCUAGCUGUUCCUGGAGCUCCUGUCCCAGAAUGGAAUGUCGUCCGUGACCCUCGGGCCCUGCAGCUGGAAUCUACACUUCCUCCCGCUGACUCUUCUCUCUCGUCCAGGAACCCCGCCUAUACCGUCCCUGAUGUGGCUGGAGCAGUAAAAGAAGCCCCGGCCACCGAGGCAGCCUCCUCUGCUGAAAAGCACCCGUCUCCGAAGACAGCCAUGUCUACAGCUGCUGCCACUAAUCUGAGAGAAGACAAUGACUUUAUGAUUGGAGCUACAAGCUAUGACACUCAUCAUAUUCCCAGAGAGGACGAACAAGUAGCAUUUCACUGGAAGGAAGAGGAUGCCAGAGCAGAAGCAAAUGGUGUUCCUCAGGAAGAAAGUACUCCAGAUUCCUCACACUCUUCACCUUUUAUGUCAGGGAACGCUAUCCACGAAGGCAAAAAAUUAGAUACCCAGGAUGGCUCUAUUUCCCGCGAGGUCAGUAACAACCAUGUCCUCCUCACUGAUGCUGUCUACCCUUCCCCUGGAGAAACUAAGGCCGGCAGUGGUUCCAUUAGCCCCAGGGCUAACAAGUCGCACCGUGUAGGUGACUCGGCUGCUUGGACAGCUGAAGACAGCUGGAAGACUACAGCUUUCACAGCUGACACCAUCCCAGAUGGAAUGACCAAAAUGAGCCCCGAACAGAAAGGAGCCACAAAUGUGGAACACAAUGAUUCGGAAGCGGCAGACGAUCUAACUUUUCUGCCUCGGGUAUCCUACUUCUCAAGAGAAAGAAAACCUCAAAAAGAUGGUGAAGUUGAAACCGAUGUCGAUUCUCUGUUAGCCUCGGAGGACACAAAGCCCCUCGUGGCAGGCAGCACCGAUCCAGUCAUCACAGCCGCCCUCUCGGAAGAUAAAGAUAGCUCCGUGCUUGUCCCUGGAGACCACUCAACAGAGAGUGGAGCUGAUGGCCAGGCCCCUGAACGAGAGAAUCAAACUGCUGUGAUUGGAAUGGUUAAUUCCCAGAAUGCCAGACCUCCAGGGGCUUCUUUCACAAUUCCUGCAGAUGGCAGGACGCCCUAUUCAAAUAGAGGGAACAAACAUGUAAUAAUAGACUUGGCUGCAAAUGGAGCAACUCCACAGCCAGGGAAGGCCACUGCCACGUUGGUUAGGAACACUAUCCUUCCCUCUGGAGAAUUCGAACCUGGCAGUCAAUCUACUACUUCUGAAGCAGGAACUACAGCACUGUCCAUAGGAGGUAGCCCAUUACCAGCUCUCAGCAAUCCUCGCCUUGGGCACCUUGCUCCUUCUGAUAAAGCACAGAUAAAGCACCAUGGAAAAGAUGCGACACCAGGCCCUUUAGAAGUCCUAGAACCCGGGGACGGGAAGACUCUUCCUAAUGGUGCUGCCACUCUGGACUGGCCCCUCACUGAAACAGAACUAGACCUUCCUGCCUUGCCAUUGGUACCCACUCUUCCGCCAGACAAUCCCCACGCUUCUGUGCUCAAGCCCGUCUAUAAAAGGCAAGAUGCAGCUACUGCUAGAGAAGAAGACACCAGAAUAGCCGCGGGGCCCAUCAUCACUUCUCCCGCCAUCCCUAAGGCGGGUGUCGGAUUUAGGACCGAUCCCUCUAGUUAUCCGCUCGCCAAAGAGGAAUCUGCCUCCAAGGAGGACAGUGAAAUUCCCUUUGUAGAGGAACACGGCUCAGCAGAGGGAGAUGUUGUCUCUCUUGCAGAAGAAAAUGCCUCCAAUAAGGAUCUGAUGACCCUUGUCUGGGACAACAAUGCCUCUGCCUAUGUCACUGAGGAUUACACCACUGCCCCUGCAAGCCCCAUUAUAAAAAUGCCUAUAGUCACGACUGUGCCAUCUGAACUGGGGACUUAUGCAUCCUACAACAAGGCUGACAGUCUGUACUUCUCAUCUAAAACAAUUCCUGCCAAUCCUACACAAACAAACUCCACAGAAAGCAGCCAAACCAUUACUCUUGAGUAUGAACCACCUGACUCUGAGAUUCAUACCACCCUAUUGAAAUCUGUGGCUCCUAGGACAAUGGCUUAUUCCAGCCCUGGAAGUAAGAAAAUGUCUUCAGAUUUUCAAAAAACGGCCACUGUGGAGCAAGUCAAUAAAGUUGUAGAUGAUGCCACCACCUUUUUGCUAGAGACACCUAACCCAAGUGAGAAAAGAACUGAUUUUGCAAUAGUUCUACACCCAGACACUGGGUUCCCUAUGGAAGAGAGUAGGGUUUUCACAAUGGACAACUUUGGCUCUGCUGGGGAACCUGCCCCCAUCAAAAAUAAAGAUGUUUUUGACGUGAAGAAUAUCGCGACUGAUGCGUUUACUCCGGAAAGAAACACCAAGGUCACAGUGGCUGAAGCUCAAUAUGCCAAAAAUAACUUCAAACCUGAUCGGAAGGGAACAUUCACUUCCCAGGCCAGCACUAUUCCUUCAGUUCUGCUCACGUCCCCUGAAGCCGACGGGACGCCCAUGGAUGAAAACGUGGAAGUGGUAAGUGACGUGGUCGCCGCCGCAAACACGGCUGCUACAGAGAACGUUUCUUCCGCCGGUGCCCUUCCUGUUCGAGACGAUGACUCUCCCAUUCCUAGAGAAGAUGCCACCACGUCCCUAGGCAACAACCCCUUACCAACUCAUGAAAGUCCCAGCUUUCCUCUUGAUGCCAAGAGCGAUAGUGCCACAGCUUCGCUACAGGGGAGAAAUGAGGCCGGGCUGGACGAUCUAGUUAUGCCCUCAGAAGCCACAAAGACGGCAGUAGUUGAACAAAAGGAAACUUCUGUAGAGGACGACACAAACAGUGAACGUGAAAUAACCCACUUUACUAACGAGGCCAGUCCUACAGGGUCAGAAGACAAUGUAAUUCAGGUAGAAGAAAACCUUUCCUACAAAACCGAUUUAAUAGGAGGGGAUAAAUCUAAUUCUGAGAAUAAUUAUAUUCUUGAAGCAAAUGUAUCUGACCUUAACAGAGUGGUGAAUUCAUGCCUGAACGACAUAAAUGGACUUGAACCCAAAGCUUGCAGUAAUCCCAUUACCUUCAAGGAGAAAAAUGCCGAGGAUGAAUUUUAUGCUAAGAAUCUUCUAGCUGACAAAGUCCAAGUUCCUAUGGAGACCAUGACUAUGAAUGAUGUCAUCACUGAUGGAAUUAAAACAGCUCAGGAAGUCCCAACUGUUGAAGAGGGUAGCAGGGCUGGAGUUAAGAUGACUUCCUUUGAGUCUAACAUGCCUCACUCAGAGACAACAGCAGACACCCACAAGGGUGGUAAUUACAUUGCUUCCAAUUGGGAUUCCACCUUCACCAUAACAGAUCCCAGCAGCCUCAGGACUGAGAGCACUAGGCUGUCUGAGAAUAUCGCCUCCCCUGAAAACCAGGAAACAUCCAUCCCACGAGACACCGGAUUGUCUACUUAUGAUACUGUUGGGCCCGGAGCAGACUCUAUAAUCACUGCAACUAAUGCCACAUCAGAAGAAAAGGAGGAAAAUGGGGCGGCAGAAAGAGCCAAUUUGGAGAAUGAGGUUACUCUCACGUCCUCCUUCAUUAACCCUAAAGGGGCUGACAUUUCCUAUAAGAUUGAAGUCAUCGAUCCAGUAACUAACGCAGAUAUAUUGGAUGCCAUCAUAUCUGAAAAAGAAACCACUACAUCUAUGUUUUCAGCCUCUACCCUUUACACUGGACACAUUCCAUCUGAAGAUGCGUCCACCGCUCCUGUGUCCCUAGGUGAACCCACUUUACUAACAGAUGCCCUUGCUGGUAGGACCCAAGAAAAUCUCCCUUUGGAGGAAAUCUCAUUGGAUGAUGCCAACAGAACCGUGUUAGAGGCAUCAGGGCCUGCUGUUUCGAAAAAGCUUCUAGCUGUUCGUGAAGUUCCUACCCCAGAAUGGAACAUCAAACAUGCUCAAAGUGACCUUCAGGCCUUCCAGCUGGAAUCUAUACUCCCUCCCGCUGACUCUAUUCUCUUGUCCAGGAACCCCGCCUAUACCAUCCCUGACAUGGCUGGAGCAAUAAAAGAAGUCCCGGCCACCGAGUCAGCCUCCUCUGGUGAAAAGUACCCAUCUCUUAAGAGAGCUAUCUCUGCAGCUGCUACCAUCAAUCUGAGAGAAGACAAUGACUUUAUGAUUAGAGCCACCAGCUAUGACACUGAUAAUCCUUUAGGGGAGAUUCCAUCCGAUGAGCAAGAAGUAGUAUUUCAAAGAGAUGAAGAGGAUGCCUCGGCGGAAGGGGACAACGUUCUUCAGGAAGAAGAAAAUCCUCUCUAUACCAUCGACUUUCCGCCCUAUAUAACAAGUGGCAAUAUCCUAGAGGGCAACAAAUUAGCCUCUCAGGACUACUCUAUUUUUCCCAAGACAGAAGACGCCAAUUCUAUCUCUGAGGGCAGUAAAAUCACUGCUGACCUAUCCAAAUUUAUUUCUCAGCCAGCCAAUCCACAGAAUAGCCUACCCAUUACAACCUCCUUUUCGGUUCCUGGAGCAGACAGAAUUUCCUUUGGAAACCAAGCCUCUAAAACUCAAUUUUACUCAGAUUUACCAGGUGACAUGCCUUCUAUGGAGCAGACUGGCCCGAUGAUGGCCAAAGUGCCAACUCUUACUUCUUUAAGCAACAGAUCUGGAGAUGGCUUUUCCAUCCCUGGAAAGGGGACUGCUAAGGAUACCACACUGUCCAUGAACAGGAUCAGUAUUCUUGGAGAUGAAAUCACUACCGUAAAAGCUCAAGAUUCCCUCCUGGCAAGAGAUAGCUCUUUGGCUGAUCUGCACAUGGAAAAAUCACAUUUUUUAAAUGCAGUGACUAGUCAUUCCUUGCCCAUGAAUAAUCUUGACAUCAUCCUGGAAGAUUCAAUUGCUAAAACUACAAGUCACCUUCACGAUCACCUACUGGACGCUUCCACAGACUCUGCUGUCCCCAGCGCUAACUCCAUAUCUGCAGAACGUGGCCCAUCUACCGCUCAAGAGGAGAGCAACACUGAGAUGUCAUUUGAAGUCACUAGUCCUUCACCCGGGAGCCCUUCCCUUGCCAAAAAGCUCCCUGUGACUAGUGUUGCUGCCCUGGGAGCUGAAGAUUUUUCACCUCCUCAAGUCUAUUCCCCAACUCCCGCAACAGACAUUGCUAGAACCACGACAGACACAACCGUUUCCUCCACAGGCGAUAACACUACUUCUAACAUACACAUAGCUCUUACUUCGGAAGGAGGCCGUCUGACAACAAUGGAAGACUCCCCGUCGGAGAGUGAUUUCAUUACCACUGCUGUCAACCUCAUGACCACUUUUGGCUACUUCAUCAGCUCUGUGGCAGACAAACUUACUCUUCUGAAGGAAAUACCUACAUCGGACUUCGUCAAUGGGCUCUAUGGUAUUGAGACAUCUACCCAGGUGGCAGAAGGGAUCACUACUACGGCCAACCCUGCCAAGCUCUCUGCUGACGGUGUUCCUCUCCCUGAAAAGGAAGUCAUCGCCAGCGUACCUGAGGGCAUCAGCUCAAGUUCCGACAAUGCUUUUGAGAUGAAUGAUGAAGACGAGGACGAGGACGAGGACGAGGACGAGGACGAGGAUGCCAUAGACUCAGCAAAAGCAGCCUCUGAUUUUAUUGUGGAUGACCUCGAAGAAGAGAAAAUCAUUGAGUUUGACGGAACCCUCCCUUCAGAGGAAGAUGACCCCUAUGUCAUGGCUAAAGUAAAUGGCUUUAUACAAAAGGAUGACAUCAUGGAAGAGAUAGACACACUCAGUGUGGCUGAUUUGACUAACUCUGAGGGGGAAGACUUCACCAUAGGAGUUACUAGCCCCACACAAGAAGAUAUCGUUGAUGAUAAUAAUGAGCUUUGGAUGGAGGGAAAUCCUGAAGAUGAAUUGAAUGCCACCGCCCUUGUUCUUGGUGCUUCUAAAUCCAGAGAUCAUUCUGUUUCUGCUGCAUCAGAAGCCAAGAAUACUUGGGAAGAUAAAAACACUAUGAAAGCCUUCUUCACUCUACUGGUCGGUGGGCCAACUGAAUCUGUGACCAAUGGCACAGAUUCCUUCCCUGGAAAUCCCAAAGCAGGAAGCCCCACAGACCCUAGAGAAGAUGCCACAAUUAAAACUAACGUCACCAACCUAGAGGAAGAUGACUUACCUAGAAGGAAGAAGACAACCUAG